This is a messenger RNA of Plutella xylostella (diamondback moth), 3203 nucleotides long. RefSeq lists its product as uncharacterized. The record is from RefSeq and is a predicted model, not a curated record. Lineage: Eukaryota; Metazoa; Arthropoda; Insecta; Lepidoptera; Plutellidae.
AUCAGUCACACACCGACCGUCAGCGAAGACGCACGUCGAUUUUUCCCGUCGCGUUUUCACGCACGUGCGUCCAGCCGCUGUCAUUGAACUUUUUAAUUAAAUUAUUCCAAUUCAGUAAAAAAUAUACAAUGUGAGUGAGUACCAACAGGAUAAAGAGCAGGUGAUCCACAAUUAAUCGGAUAGCUAUGAAAUGCGCCUGUCGGUUUCGGGUUACUCGUAGUGUUUGGUGGUGAAAGUGUGGGUUUGUGCGGAAAAUGAGCGGGGUUCGACCGGUGGAGGAAGGACAAUGGUGAGGGGGGGAUGGCUGCACGCCGGUCUAGUGUGGUGGGGGCUGGUGGCCGUCGGCGGGAUCAUCGAAAUCGUGGAGGAGCAACAAUGCUCCGACUUCCGGUUCCGGCUGACGUGCCGCGACCUGCAGGCGCACAUCGCCGUGCUGCAGGCGUGGUGGACCUCAGCCGAGGACCUCACCCUCAACCGGACCUCAGAACAAACAAACGAAACAAACACCUUCCAAAUUCAAACUGAAUUGGAAGCCGAACUCAACCGAGUGUACGUCUAUUCUAGUCCAAAUAAUAACGGUUUUUAUGAGCCGAUGAACCAUUCCAUUUUUGAAAAUAACACGCACUGGCCGCUCACGACGAAUCUGACGAGUGCAGUGAACGGGUCGUUUUAUGGGAAUGUGAAUGAGACAGUGGAAGUGCCAGUGGAAGUGACAGUGGACAGUGAGAGUGAUAAUGCGACGGCGGGGUGCGGGGUGCGCGGGUUUGCUAGGAGCUAUGCCAGCUGGAGAGAAGGAGAUAAAGGAAAAAGAAAAGAGAUAAGAGAUACCUCUGUCAAUUUGAGAGCACCUCUUAGUUACCGCUGCACCGGCGUGAACCACUGCAGCUUCAUCCUGCCGGCCGACCACGCCGCCGCCGCCGCCUGGCCGCCCGGCGCCGUGUACAUCAAGUACGCCUGCUUUGAUGACACCCUCUCAAUCCACUACUGCAACCGGGAAGUCUCCAUAGCCGCAUCCGGGCCGGACAGCGAGGGGUACAUACGGUCUCCGGGCUACCCGCACUUCUAUAUCGGAGAGGACGAGUGCGGUUGGCGACUGACCGUGUCGCCCGAGCAGAGGAUACGGGUCACUCUGCUGGAUGUUAGCUUGAGAAGUAUCGGUCCAUUCGAAGAAGAAUGCACCGACUACGUCACAGUCCGGGAGUCGAACGGGGAACCCCUGCUGUCGUCCUGCGACCAGGUGGACCUGCCCCUGCAGCUCGUGUCCAAGACCAAUGCAGUGGACAUCACUGUCCAAGCCAGAUCUCAAGGGGCCUACCCGAAACGGGGAGUUCUUAUUUAUUAUAAAAGUAUAGACUGCGUGACGCUGCCAGCGCCAUCUGAUGGCUACCUGGUGUACCGCAACGCGCACGUAGCACACUACAUGUGCAACGUUAAUCAUGUUUUCGAGGAUACCCACGAGAGGGCGCGGUUGUUAUGGUGCUAUGACGACAACAGAUGGAACGAUACGGUACCUUCUUGUGUUGAAGAAACGGCGCUAAAAGGCGUCGAGAACGUACUAGGAGCGAGUGAGACAGAAGAUUCCAAACUGCCGCACACGGAGGCCAACAUGCUCGUCGACAUCGUGAUCCCGUCGCUUCUAAUAGCGGCGCUGUUCAUUGGAAACGCUUUCAUCGUGCUCAUUAUAUACAAAUAUAGGAAACGAAAAACCGAUGACAUCGAGGACGAGUUUAACACCAUCCCACUGAGUGUGAACGGCAACGUGCACACCGCUGGCAACGCUGUGUAAUUGCCACGACACCGCCACGAUAUCGUCACGACAUCGUCACGAUGUUGCUGCGAUAUCGUCACGACAUUGUCACGAUAUCGUCACGCUGUCGUAACAAUAUCGGGAUAGUAUUGCGACCAAGGGCCUACUCCGUCUCGGCGAAUACGAAAGUUGCUCGCAGGAAUAACCAUCUAUCAUGCUGAACACCUUUGAUUGUCAUGUUAGAAAGAGACAUCGCGAGUAUCGUGACAUUUCAGGGAACUUUACCAUCGACUUCGUAUUCGUUAUUCGGGAGUAGUUCUUCUACUUCGUAAAUACAUCGCAGUGGUAACGUUAGAAGUAAGCACAUGUGAUGGGUUGUGGGCACUCGACGCUCUGAGGCUAACCGGGGUAACUCUAUAUGACGAAAAACUAAAUAUUUUAGAGCGCUGCUGCGCGAGCCACGACACUAUCUCGUUGUGUUAUUAAAUGUUCAUUCAUUUUUCGUCAGUAUAGAGUAACCCCCCUGUAACUUUACACGUCACACCGGUAGAUGUCAGCGCUGCCGUGAUUAAUUUCAGCCAAUGAGGUCUCGCGCUCUGACACGGCGCGGCGUUCUGAUUGGUCAGAAUAUUUUUGUUUCAACAAAAUGAAGAAUUGUUUCAGUAGUUUUUUUUAUCCUGCAGAUUGAGAAGUUUAGUAAUGUUAAAACUGUUUUCAAGUAAGUACUUUUCAAAUGGUAGAUAAUAUGUAAAGGUUAAUAAUUAACAUGACAUUUAUGUAUUUUAUGAUAGACAUUAGUAACAAUAGUUACCAAAGUUGUAUUAUAAGGUUUAAGGAUUUAGUAUUCGAAAUAGAUAUUCAUAGUUUUGUUAUUGUAAAGCUUUCUUAUACAUAGUUGUAUUUAGCUAACUAUUUAAUUGUAUGUCUGUAGUUGUGCCCACAACCUUAGUACUAAGUUAUAGUUUCAAAAAACUUUUUUCAGCAAAUUUGUGUAAAAAAUUAAAAUAGCAAUAUGAAGUACUACUCAUGUUCAUCUUUCUUUAGACCUUUUAGGAGUUAAGUAAGGACUGAUAUUGGUAAUGAGGAAAUACUGGAAUGCUGCUAAUUAGAGACAUAAUAGACAUACAAUACGGCGGGCCUUAUAAUCAUAUAAGUAUUUUAAUUUCACGAAAAUAUAAUUUAUUUUUAAAUUUAAGUUUAAACCCGCCCGUCGCGACGUGACCAUUCUAUUUAUUUAAACGUAAAGCACAUAACUUCACUGCCUUGCUUUUGUCAUUGUAUAACUUAAGUCAAUUACUUUUAUUUUGUACAACAAAACCUGUAAAUGAAAAAACCAUCACAUAUUUAGAUUUAGCAUUAUAGCUACAUACGACAUGUGUACUUCCGAAUUGUUAUUUCGCCGGAAAUAGGCCAAGCUCUUUAUAGAAAGUAAUGAAUAAAGCACUUUAUCUUUAAA